This is a messenger RNA of Trichosurus vulpecula (common brushtail), 8220 nucleotides long. RefSeq names its product protein tyrosine phosphatase receptor type S (gene PTPRS). The record is from RefSeq and is a predicted model, not a curated record. Bases 265 to 6060 code for a protein of 1931 amino acids. The transcript has 36 exons. NCBI's taxonomy places the organism in Eukaryota, Metazoa, Chordata, Mammalia, Diprotodontia, Phalangeridae. Gene Ontology annotation, biological process: protein dephosphorylation. Gene Ontology annotation, molecular function: protein tyrosine phosphatase activity; protein binding.
UAGUGGUGUCAGGGACACGGGGGCAGGCCCCCCUCCCCAUCCUGUGUUCCCCCAGGAGCCCAGCUGGAAAACAUUGGUCAUUGGCGCAGGGGGUGAGUGAGGGCGCUCCCUGACCUCCCCUCUCUUCCACCCUCCCCUGGGAGCCUGGAUGCUACGUGUGUUUGGGGACGCUGCCCCGUCUGAAGGUCGGCUCAGGGUCUUGCAGCAUAGGGGCUGAAGGGGCCAUUGCCUCUCAAGGUUGGAGGUCAGAGCUUGCUGCCAAAGAUGAGGCCCACCUGUCGCCCUGGCAUGUCCUUGGUCAUCAGCCCCUUGGGUCUCCUUAUGGCCCUGCUUCUGGGCUGUCUGGCUGAAGAAUCUCCCAGGUUCAUCAAGGAGCCCCGGGAUCAGAUUGGGGUGUCAGGUGGUGUGGCUUCCUUCGUUUGCCAGGCCACUGGAGACCCCAAGCCACGGGUGACGUGGAACAAGAAAGGCAAGAAGGUGAACUCCCAGCGCUUUGAGACGAUCGAGUUUGACGAGAGUGCCGGUGCGGUGCUUCGGAUCCAGCCCCUGAGGACACCCCGGGAUGAGAAUGUGUACGAAUGUGUGGCGCAGAAUCCCAUCGGGGAGAUCACCGUGCAUGCUAAGCUCACUGUCCUCCGAGAGGACCAGCUGCCCCCUGGCUUUCCCAACAUUGACAUGGGCCCCCAGCUGAAGGUGGUAGAGCGUACAAGGACUGCCACCAUGCUUUGUGCAGCCAGUGGAAACCCAGACCCCGAAAUCACCUGGUUUAAAGACUUCCUGCCGGUGGACCCAAGCACCAGCAAUGGCAGGAUCAAACAGCUGAGAUCAGGUGCCCUGCAGAUCGAGAGCAGCGAGGAGACGGACCAAGGAAAAUAUGAGUGUGUGGCCAGCAACAGCGCAGGAGUGCGCUACUCAUCCCCUGCUAACCUUUACGUGAGAGAGCUACGAGAAGUACGCCGGGUGGCCCCCCGUUUCUCCAUCCUGCCUGUCAGCCACGAGAUCAUGCCCGGAGGCAACGUCAACAUCACCUGUGUGGCCGUGGGCUCCCCCAUGCCCUAUGUCAAGUGGAUGCAGGGGGCCGAGGACCUGACCCCCGAGGAUGACAUGCCUGUUGGGCGUAAUGUCCUGGAGCUCACCGAUGUCAAAGACUCGGCCAACUAUACGUGCGUGGCCAUGUCCAGCCUGGGCGUCAUCGAGGCUGUGGCCCAGAUCACAGUGAAGUCCCUCCCCAAGGCCCCUGGAACCCCAGUAGUGACAGAGAACACGGCCACCAGCAUCACCAUCACAUGGGACUCGGGCAACCCUGACCCCGUGUCCUAUUAUGUCAUUGAGUACAAGUCCAAGAGCCAAGAUGGCCCUUAUCAGAUCAAAGAGGACAUCACCACCACACGCUACAGCAUUGGGGGCCUCAGCCCCAACUCGGAGUAUGAGAUUUGGGUGUCGGCGGUCAAUACCAUAGGGCAGGGCCCUCCCAGCGAGUCGGUAGUGACCCGGACUGGGGAGCAGGCCCCAGCCAGUGCCCCCCGAAACGUGCAGGGCCGUAUGCUCAGCGCCACCACCAUGAUCAUUCAGUGGGAGGAGCCAGUGGAACCCAACGGCCUGAUUCGUGGCUACCGCGUCUACUACACCAUGGAGCCCGACCACCCUGUUGGGAAUUGGCAGAAACAUAAUGUGGAUGACAGUCUCCUGACUACCGUGGGCAGUCUGUUAGAAGAUGAGACCUACACCGUCCGAGUAUUGGCCUUCACCUCUGUGGGUGACGGACCCCUCUCAGAUCCCAUCCAAGUCAAAACACAGCAAGGAGUGCCUGGACAGCCCAUGAACUUCCGGGCAGAAGCUAAGUCCGAGACCAGCAUCAGCCUGACCUGGAGCGCCCCUCGGCAGGAGAGUAUAGUGAUGUAUGAGCUGCUCUAUCGGGAAAGAGACGAUGGGAAAGAGGUAGGGAAAAACUUUGGCCCCACAACCUGGUUCGUGGUGGAGGAUCUGAAGCCCAACACGGAGUACACCUUCCGCCUGGCAGCCCGCUCCGCACAAGGCCUGGGGGCCUUCACCUCGGAGGUCAGGCAGCGCACUCUCCAGUCUAAACCGUCCGCCCCCCCUCAAGACGUAAAAUGUGUCAGCACCAGAUCCACGGCCAUUCUGGUAAGUUGGCGCCCGCCGCCCGCCGAGAGCCAAAAUGGUGACCUAGCGGGCUACAGCGUGCGCUACCGAGCCCUGGACUCUGAGGACCCGCAUCCCCGGGAGGUGAAGCAGAUCCCCCCCAGCACCACGCAGAUCCUCCUGGAGUCCCUGGAGAAGUGGACUGAGUACCGCAUCACCGCGGUGGCCCACACGGCCGUGGGACCAGGGCCCGAGAGCUCGCCCAUCAUCAUCCGCACCGACGAAGACGUGCCCAGUGCGCCCCCUCGGAAGGUGGAGGUGGAGGUGCUGAACUCCACAGCCAUCAGAGUGCUGUGGCGCUCACCUGUCCCCAGCCGGCAGCAUGGACAGAUCCGAGGCUACCAGGUCCACUAUGUCCGCAUGGAGAAUGGAGAGGCCAAGGGGCUGCCCCAGAUCAAAGACGUCAUGCUGGCUGAUGCCCAGUGGGAAACAGAUGAUACAGCUGAAUACGAAAUGGUCAUCGACAGGCUGCAGCCUGAAACCUCAUACUCCGUCACUGUGGCAGCAUACACUAUGAAAGGUGACGGUGCACGCAGCAAACCCAAGCUGGUGGUGACCAAGGGAACAGUCUUGGGCAAGCCCAGUCUAUCCAUACACCAGACCCUGGACAACAGCUUGCAGGUGCGCUGGGAGCCAGCUCCGGGGUCCGAGGGCCAGGUCCUAGGCUACCGGCUGCAGUUUGGCCGGAAGGAUGUGUCCCCCUUAGCCACCCUGGAGUUCCCAGCCUCAGAGGACCAAUACACAGCCACCAGCAUCCACAAAGGGGCCACGUACGUGUUCAAACUGGCUGCCAAGAGCCGGGCGGGCUUCGGGGAGGAGGCGGCCCAGGAGCUCAGCAUCCCUGAGGACGUGCCACAGGGCUACCCGCACAUCCUGGAGGCUGGCAACGUGUCGGCAGCCUCGGUGCAGUUCCGCUGGCUGCCCCCCGUGCCAGCCGAGAGGAAUGGGGCCAUCAUCAAGUACACCGUGGCCUUCCGAGAGGCCGGCUCGGCGGGGCCGCCCGUGGAGACAGAGCUUCCCGCAUCACCGGAUAACUCGUUCACCUUGCAAGGCCUCAAGCCCAACACAGCCUAUGAUGUUAAAAUCCGUGCCCACACGAGUCAGGGCCCCGGGCCCUACAGCCCCACUGUCCGCUAUCGGACAUUCCUCCCGGACCAAGUCUCGCCCAAGAACUUCAAGGUGAAGAUGGUGAUGAAGACCUCGGUCUUGCUGAGCUGGGAAUUUCCUGAGAAUUAUAACUCCCACACCCCCUACAAGAUCCAGUACAACGGGCUCAACAUUGACGUCGAUGGCCGCACCACCAAGAAACUCAUCACCAACCUCAAGCCAAGCACCUUCUACAAUUUUGUGCUGACCAACCGCGGUAACAGCAUGGGCGGCCUGCAGCAGACCGUCGCCGCCUGGACGGCCUUUAACAUGUUGAACUCUAAGCCCACCAUCACCCACAAGCCCGAGCCUGACGGCCGCGUGCUGGUGCAGCUACCCGACGGCCAGAGCCCCGUGCCUGUCCAGAGCUACUUCAUUGUGGUGGUGCCUCUGAGGAAGAUCCGGGGCGGAUUCCAGAAUCCCCCAGCCAGCCCAGAGGAUAUGGACCUAGAAGAGCUGAUCCAGGACAUCUCGAGGCUGCACCGGAGGAGCCUGCGCCAUUCCCGCCAGUUGGACUCCCCCAAGCCCUACAUCGCUGCCCGCUUCUACUCUCUGCCCUCGCGCUUCGAGCUGGGGGACCAGAGACACUACAGCGGCUUCGACAACAAAGCCCUCGAGGCCGGACAGAGAUACGUCUUCUUCGUCCUGGCGGUGCUCCAGAAGACCGAGCCCACCUUUGCGGCCAGCCCUUUCUCCAGUCCCAUCCAGCUAGACAAUCCUGACCCGCAGCCCAUCAUUGAUGGGGAAGAGGGCCUCAUCUGGGUCAUCGGGCCUGUUCUGGCUGUGGUCUUCAUCAUCUGCAUUGUCAUCGCCAUCCUACUUUAUAAGAACAAACCUGAUAGCAAACGGAAGGACUCUGAGCCACGCACCAAAUGCCUGCUGAACAAUGCGGACCUCGCGCCACACCACCCAAAAGACCCAGUGGAAAUGAGACGCAUCAACUUCCAGACGCCAGAUUCUGGCCUCAGCAGCCCCCUCAGUGACCCCGAGUUUCACUUUGAAAGUAUGCUCAGCCACCCUCCAAUCCCCAUCACCGAGAUGGCUGAGCACACAGAGCACCUCAAAGCCAAUGACAACCUGAAGCUGUCCCAGGAGUAUGAGUCUAUUGACCCUGGACAGCAAUUCACAUGGGAACACUCUAACCUGGAGGUGAAUAAACCGAAGAAUCGUUACGCCAAUGUCAUAGCCUAUGACCACUCCCGGGUCAUCCUUCUCCCCAUGGAAGGCAUUGUGGGCAGUGAUUAUAUCAACGCCAACUACAUCGAUGGUUACCGAAAGCAAAACGCGUAUAUCGCCACGCAGGGGCCCCUGCCUGAGACCUUCGGCGACUUCUGGCGCAUGGUGUGGGAGCAGCGCUCCGCCACCGUGGUCAUGAUGACCAAGCUGGAGGAGAAGUCACGGAUCAAGUGUGACCAGUACUGGCCUGGCCGGGGCACAGAGACCUAUGGUGUGAUCCAGGUUACCCUGCUAGACACGAUCGAGCUGGCGACCUUCUGUGUCCGGACCUUCUCCCUGCACAAGAAUGGAUCCAGCGAGAAGCGUGAAGUUCGCCAGUUCCAGUUCACAGCAUGGCCAGACCAUGGUGUCCCUGAGUACCCAACACCCUUCCUGGCUUUCUUGAGAAGAGUGAAGACCUGCAACCCUCCGGACGCAGGCCCCAUUGUGGUGCAUUGCAGUGCGGGCGUGGGCCGGACAGGCUGCUUCAUCGUCAUAGACGCCAUGCUGGAGCGCAUCAAGCCCGAGAAGACAGUGGACAUUUAUGGGCACGUGACCCUCAUGCGCUCACAGCGGAACUACAUGGUCCAGACAGAGGACCAGUACAGCUUCAUCCACGACGCCCUUCUGGAAGCCGUUGCCUGUGGCAACACCGAGGUCCCCGCCCGCAACCUUUACUCAUACAUUCAGAAGCUGGCCCAGGUGGAGACUGGCGAGCAUGUCACAGGCAUGGAGCUGGAGUUCAAGAGGCUGGCCAACUCCAAAGCCCACACAUCCCGCUUCAUCAGUGCCAACCUUCCCUGUAACAAGUUCAAGAACCGCCUGGUGAACAUCAUGCCGUAUGAGAGCACACGCGUGUGCCUACAGCCCAUCCGUGGCGUGGAGGGCUCUGACUACAUCAAUGCCAGCUUCAUCGACGGCUACCGGCAGCAGAAGGCCUACAUCGCCACACAGGGGCCUCUGGCGGAGACCACCGAGGACUUCUGGCGAAUGCUGUGGGAAAACAACUCCACCAUAGUGGUGAUGCUCACCAAGCUGCGGGAGAUGGGCCGGGAGAAAUGUCACCAGUACUGGCCAGCAGAACGGUCGGCACGUUACCAGUACUUCGUGGUGGACCCCAUGGCGGAGUAUAACAUGCCCCAGUACAUCCUGCGCGAGUUCAAAGUCACCGACGCCCGAGACGGUCAGUCCCGGACCGUCCGCCAGUUCCAGUUCACAGACUGGCCAGAGCAAGGCGUGCCAAAGUCAGGCGAGGGUUUCAUCGACUUCAUCGGCCAAGUGCACAAAACCAAGGAGCAGUUUGGCCAGGACGGGCCCAUCUCUGUCCAUUGCAGCGCCGGCGUGGGCAGGACUGGGGUCUUCAUCACGCUCAGCAUCGUCCUGGAGAGGAUGCGCUACGAGGGAGUGGUGGACAUCUUCCAGACCGUGAAGAUGCUCCGGACACAGCGGCCGGCCAUGGUGCAGACGGAGGAUGAGUACCAGUUCUGCUACCAGGCCGCGCUCGAGUACCUUGGAAGUUUUGACCACUAUGCAACAUAAAAAGCCAUCCCUCCCCGUACUGACUCCACGGACCCCUGGACGUCCCGGACGCUCCCCCUUCCCUCGAGAGGAAGGGGCCUCGAACCGAUUACCACAAACUGAACCCAACAAGUACCUUUUUCUUUGGACACCACAGCGGGAGCGUGGGGGAGGGGUGGGCGAGGGGACCCUCCCCCCCGACAGGCCCAGCGCAGCAUGAACUCCAGGAGCGAAAGCAAAGCUCGAGGGCCAGGGCUGGUCUGAGCCGCUGGGGCCUGUUACCUCAAAGUGGCUUUGGUCCCGAGCUGCCUUGCCCCGCCCCAGCCCCCCGCCCCGGGGAGGGGCACAGUCUCUUGGGUCCCAUCCUUAAGAGUUUGGUUUCUUUGUUCAUCUGGUUGGCCAUCUUUAGGGGAAGUCGCCCCCCACACGCCCCUCCACCAUCCACCCACGCAGAGUCCCCAGCCGCAGCCCUGAGCCAAUGACCACAUCGACGAGACGCCUCCUGUGCGCGGCGCUGGGGGAGGGACACACUUGCCAACAGGGGGUCCCCAGCCUGCCGGAGCCCCGCCAGCGUGGGAGGCCGAGUUCUCCGGGGGGCUGGGGCCACAUCCCCUUCUGAAUACUUGGAACAUUCCUCAUUUCUUUUUUGAUUCCAAAAAACGUUAUUUCUGGAAAGAUGGAGAAAAAGACAAAGGGGGAGGGCGCAGCGUGGCCAGUGGCUUUCCUGCCGGUUGGAUUUCGGAGGGUGGGUGGAGGGGGCAAGGCAGAGGAGCUGCCGAGACAGGCCCUAUGGACCCCUUCCUCCCUGUCUUCAGCAAACACUCUCUCCUCUCUCCCACCCCCACCAGGGGCUUGGGGAAGACGUGGUUCUAGACUCACAGGAUUCAGACCAGAAGGAAUCUUAGAAAUCGUAGGAUCCAUCGCUUCACAGGUGAGGAAACUGAGGCCCAGGAGGCUGUGACUUGCCCCGAGUCACCAGGCAAAGUCUGAAUCUGAACCCCGAAGCCUCCAGGGGUUCUCCUCACCGCCACCACUCUGUCCCCACCCUCUCGGGAUCACCGCGCAGCCUCAGCCUAGCCCACCUCCUCCCAGCCGUCAGACCAUCAGGCAAGAGCGGAGCCUCGGCCCUGCGCUGUGAGCGGCUUUCUUUAAAGUAUCGAUGUAACUGUAACCAGUGACAUUACCGUUUUUUUUUAAAUAGUGUAUUUUUUCCUUUUUUAAAAAAAAAACUGACAGAAUACGAGUCAAUGAAUUUAAAAGAGAAUUUGCUUAUUCAUAUUACGUUCAAAGACAGUCUAUUUUUUCACGGUAGAAACGUUCUGUGUACUGGCUGUGGUCAUAUACGAGAUUCCGUGCGAAUUGCUCCUUCUACAUAUGCUUUUCUACCAUUGGAAAGGUUCGACUUGCUCAUGUAAGAAUGAAUUGUCCUUGUUUUGUUUUUAAAUUAAAUCUCAGACAUAUCAGGCAUGGCUCCAAGCGUGGGGGAGGCCAGGAGAAGGCCAGCCAGCAGGCCCCCUUCUCCUUUGAGCUCCCCUGCCGGGACCAGGCGCCCACUGCGGGUGGGAGGGAUGGCACCUCCCACCCUGGAAGCCCUCCUCUCCACCCCAGGCUUGCAGGUGCCCCGGGGCACACACCAGACAUCUAGUAUGAACCACCACCUCGAUGCCUGGUGGGCCCCUGGGACUCACACUGUGUUGCCAAAGUGUGGAGGUGAAAGGAAGAUGAGCCCCCUGCGCCAGGCUGCCACGGGCACCCCUCCUCCCCUGCUCUCUGCUCGACUGUGGGGAAGAUGGAUGCGUCGGGAUGGGGUGCCCCAUUUGGGCCCUGGGGGGGGGGCCACACACACACACACUCACACACUCUCUCAGACCACAACGUGUGUGCACACACACGACCCGCCUCCUGCACUGACCAGAGAGGCACUGGGCCCGCCCCACCCCAACCAAAAAUGCCGUGGGAACGUGGCCCCAAACUCUUGACAACGUGCAGCCAGGACUUUACCCGGGGAGACGAGGAGAAAGGAGAAAAGCAGAUGCCAACCGAGACCAGUUUUUUCUCUUUGUACGAGAGCAGAGACGCUAUCCGUUUCCCACUGUUACUUCAAACUGAAACUGUAAGUGGUUUUCCUGCCACUGUGUAUGUAGAUAUAUCGACUUUGUAUUAAAGGAAGAUUGUCUGAAA